Molecule: messenger RNA, 1497 nt
Organism: Trichosporon asahii var. asahii CBS 2479
Lineage: Eukaryota; Fungi; Basidiomycota; Tremellomycetes; Trichosporonales; Trichosporonaceae
Product: putative NAD(P)H-nitrite reductase
Exons: 2
Coding region: 1-1497 (498 amino acids)
Molecular function (GO): nitrite reductase [NAD(P)H] activity; heme binding; 2 iron, 2 sulfur cluster binding
Source: RefSeq, a predicted model, not a curated record
AUGAGCCGGCAGGAUCUGCUCGCUGUCGUCAAGGUCAAGAAGCUCUCCGACUUCCGCACCAUCAUGGACACGAUCGGCGAGCGGGGAUCCCAGGGCUGCGAGAUCUGCAAGCCCGCCAUCGGCAGUGUCCUCGCCGGCCUCCACAACGAGCACGUCAUGCUCCCGAAACACCACGGCAACCAGGACACGAACGACAAGUUCAUGGCCAACAUCCAGCGCAAUGGGUCCUUCUCCGUCGUCCCGCGCAUGGCCGGAGGCGAGGUCAAGCCCGAGCAGCUUGUGGCCAUUGGCCAAAUUGCUUCCGACUACGGUCUCUACACCAAGAUCACGGGCGGGCAGCGCAUCGACAUGUUUGGAGCCAAGAAGCCUGACUUGCCCGACAUCUGGGCCAGGUUGCACCAAGUCGGUCUCGAAUCUGGCCAGGCGUACGGCAAGUCUCUGCGCACUGUCAAGUCGUGUGUUGGCUCUACCUGGUGCCGCUUUGGUGUCGGCGAUUCGGUUGGCCUGGCCAUCGACCUGGAGAACCGGUACCGUGGUGUGCGUGCUCCUCACAAAUUCAAGGGUGGUGUCUCAGGAUGCGUGCGCGAGUGCGCCGAGGCGCAGUCCAAAGACUUUGGCCUUAUCGCGACAGACAAGGGCUGGAACAUGGUGCGCAUCCUCGACCGCUACAUCAUGUUCUACAUCCGCACCGCCGAGCACCUCCAACGCACCGCUCCGUGGGUGGAGUCGUUCGACGGCGGCCUGGCCAAGCUCCAGCGCAUCCUCAUCGACGACGAGCUGGGUAUCUGCGCCGACCUCGAGGCAGAGAUGGCGUCUUUGGUCGACUCGUACGAGGACGAGUGGAAGAAGGCGGUACAGGACCCAUUGGUGCGCUCCAAGUUCCGCCAGUUUGUCAACACGCCCGAACGCAGGGAGGCCGUAGAGAUCGUCGCUGAGCGUGGCCAGAACCGCGCUGCCGACUGGCCGAAAGAGUUCCCCUCGCAGAAGUUUACCCUCGCGUCGCUUCCGCCCAAGUCCGAGUGGAAGUGGGUGCCGCUCGCCGCCGUGUCCGACCUCGCACCCAACAACGAGAACACAACGUCCGCAGCCGUACGCUAUGGAGACUCGCAGCUGGCCAUCUUCCACGUUCCGCACAAGGGCUACUAUGCCACGCAGCAGAUGUGCCCGCACAAGCGCGCCUUUGUACUCGACCACGGCAUUAUCGGCGACAAGAACGGCGAGCUGUACGUCAGCUGUCCGCUGCACAAGCGCAACUUCAAGCUGGACAAUGGCGACUGCAUCAACGACGGCGAUUACUCGGUACUAGCCUUCGAGGUGCGAUCCGAGGGCGGCAAGCUUCUCGUACGGCUACCGCCCGCGGAUGAGCUGGACAUGGUCAUCGGCACCUCCAAGUGGAUGGUCCGCAAGGACACGGCCAAGGAGAUGGGCGGCAUUGCGGCUACGGCAGUAGGUGGCUGCGGAGGCGACGGCUGUGGCAACCCCAAACUAGAGUGGUAG